Alexandromys fortis (reed vole) is the source of this 1443-nucleotide messenger RNA. It is a transcript of the gene Fam89b, whose product is annotated as family with sequence similarity 89 member B. The coding region runs from base 762 to 1331 and encodes 189 amino acids. The record is from RefSeq and is a predicted model, not a curated record. Lineage: Eukaryota; Metazoa; Chordata; Mammalia; Rodentia; Cricetidae. Gene Ontology annotation, biological process: positive regulation of cell migration; negative regulation of transforming growth factor beta receptor signaling pathway; negative regulation of SMAD protein signal transduction. Gene Ontology annotation, molecular function: transcription corepressor binding. Gene Ontology annotation, cellular component: cytoplasm; lamellipodium. The transcript is spliced from 2 exons.
UCCUCUGUGUGGUUUGUUUCUUUCUUGGUUCUGAGUGUGCACGCAAGCCCCAGCUCUAGUCACGCUUUUUCUUUUGGCAACUCACCUUGUCGUGGCCUUUUCUACCUGAAUGAGUUUUUUGCACUCAGGACAAGGGGUAAAUGGUAGAGGGACAAGUGACCCCUUUUUCCAAUGAAGUAACUUCAGCCUCCACAAAGGCUGGACCACUAGUACUGUCCCUGAUCCAAUACCCCUCCCUCCACCUUCUGGACCCGACUACCGUGUGCAGUUUCGGCCCCCUUGGUGCUUCCUCUCCUCCUCUGGGUAUCUUGGUUCUAUGAUUCCAUCUUAAUGCUCACUGGAAUGUUGGGGGGGGGGGGCCAGCGAAGCACUUUUAAGAGCUAGGCACAAUCUUACUCCAUUCUCCGGCCCCUGCAUUCCUACACUUUUAGAAUCGUUCCCUUGGGAAAGAAAUUGUGUAGAAAUGAGGCAGCAAAAAGAACAGCGGAAGGCUUUCCUGACCCUUUCGGUCUCAUCCCUCCCGGUUCUCUGAUGGAUUGCUGGGCCCCACAGCCAUCUCCCUGUUAAGAGAAGCCCCGCCCAUGCAGAGGGGUGGAGCAUAGGCGGAGUCCGAGGAGUCUGGGAAGGAACAAAGCGCGGCCUGCGGGCGGCGGCUGGGCUCCCUCCGGAGGCUGGGCCACCGGGAGCAAGUCCUGUGAGCCGCAACCCGCGUGAAACAUUGGAGGACUCCGAGUGGCAUCGCGGUCCGUGCCGGCCCGGCCAUGAACGGUCUACCCUCAGCCGAGGCGCCGGGCGGCGCGGGUUGCACUCUGGCUGGGCUCCCACCGCUACCGCGGGGCCUCAGCGGCCUCCUUAACGCUAGUGGGGGCUCGUGGAGGGAGCUGGAGCGUGUCUAUAGCCAGCGGAGCCGCAUCCACGAUGAGCUGAGCCGUGCCGCCCGCGCCCCGGACGGUCCCCGUCACGUUGCGGGCGCUGCCAACUCGGGCUCUGCAGCAGGCGUGCGUCGCCCAGUUAACUUGGACUCGGCACUGGCCGCGCUGCGCAAGGAGAUGGUGGGGCUGCGGCAGCUGGAUAUGUCGCUGCUGUGCCAGCUGUGGGGCCUGUAUGAGUCGAUCCAGGACUACAAGCAUCUGUGCCAAGACCUGAGCUUGUGCCAGGACCUGUCAUCCUCCCUCCACUCGGACAGCUCCUACCCACCUGAUGCCGGCCUGUCCGAUGAUGACGAGCCUCCUGAUGCCAGCCUGCCCCCAGACCCUCCACCCCUCACCGUGCCCCAAACACACAAUGCCCGUGACCAGUGGUUGCAGGAUGCCUUCCAAAUCAGCCUCUGAAAAGCUGGGGUGGAUAGCUAAGCACCUAGACAAAAGGCUCAGAACUUGCCCUUCAGCAAGUCCUUAGUUGACAGUGCCUGCUCUUUUACUGGUACCACCUCACUUCACUUCA